UGCAUCAGGAGCGGGUCUCAGCUGGAGCCGCAGGCCAGAGCCUCCUUGUCGCUCCUCUGGCCCAGUGGUGGCGGGGACCCGAGCUGCUGGGGCCCACGCCCCGCGCCCGCCAGUCAUGGUGGGUCACCUGCAUCUGCAGGCCAUGGGGGACACGCGGGAGCAGAGCCGCGACGGCUUGCUGGACAGUCCCGAUUCAGGACUGCCCCCCAGUCCCAGUCCUAGCCCGCCCUUCUACGCCCUGUCGCCAGGCACCCUGGACACCCGUGCCACCACUGAAGCUCCAGUGGCUCCUUCCCUCUUCCAAACUCCCCCAGCUCUGGAGAUGAGGUCACGGUUGCUGCCUGUGUUCUUUGGGGAGAGCAUCGAGGUGGACCCAGAACCCGCACAUGAAAUCCGCUGCAACUCUGAGAUCACCUACGCCUCAGAGAGAUACUUCCGCGACAAGAUCUUCUACGCUCCAGUGCCCACGGUCACGGCCUACAGUGAGACCAUAGUGGCGGCGCCCAACUGCACCUGGCGGAGCUACCGCAGCCAGCUGACCCUGGAGCCUCGCCCACGGGCCCUGCGGUUCGGGAGCACCGCCAUCAUCUUCCCCAAACUGGCCCGCAGCUCUUUCCGCACCACCCUGCACUGCAGCCUCGGCCAGCCUCGGCACUGGUACUCCUCCAGCCUGCAGCUGCGGCGGUGCGGGGACCCUGCACCCGGUCCCGGGGGUCCCGAUGUACUCUGAGGAGUCCAGUGUCUGAGGAGGACCUGAGUAUGGGAGAGGUUCAGGAAAGAUGACCCGGCUACCACCACGUUAGGCUGGCUGUGCCCGAGCUCCAGCCUAGAGGAUUCUGUGAAUGCAUCUUUCAUUAGCCUUUAGAGGCUCUAUGGCCUUAAGGGCAGGGCCAAGCAUGUCCUGGUGUGCCCUUGAGGCAAAGACGGCCCUAUGUAGCACAGGGCACUCAGCCAUGGCCUGGCUCGCAACCUCAUUCUUGGAGAGGCUCUUUUCCAAAAUAGGUCAUUUUAAAAAAAACACUCAUUCCAGCUGAGAACCUCAGGUGCGUGCGGAGGGCUGAGCUGGCUUUACCUUGACCUGAGAUGGCAAAGGCUGGGGGUACCCAGAACACAUUGUCUGCUGUGCAGGGCACAGCCCUGCAGGGCGGCCCACAUGUGCCCCACAAGACACAUUCCCGACUAGCUUAGAACUCUUGAGCCUCAAAGCUCUUUGGCAGGUGCCCUGGGGAGGCAUCAAAGCAAAUGAGGGGACGCGGCCAAUAACUGCCUAUGGCUGACUCUGGACUUGAGCCUACAGCAGGGCUCGGAACCCCAAGAGAAGCGGAGUCUGUUUUUCUUGGCCUCCCAUUCUUGCUUAGGAUGGAUCCUACAGUUACACCAGUUUCCCACAACCUGGUGCUGUCCCAUGGUGCCCAGGCUAAAAUGAGUCCCCGAGUCUACUUUAGAGGUGGAGAUGUCCCUUUGUCUCAACUGUCCAGUAGCUAGAAACCUACCUACUGCCGCUGUGGUAGCCCAGAGGGAAGGGACACUCUUUGUGGGGCAAACAGAACCCAAAUGACUGAUAGAUUUCUGUUCAUCUAUUAGCUUAUCUGAGGUGCUCCCUGGUUAAAAGAACAGCUUAAGAAAUUAGUGAAUUAUCUUAAUAAAAUAUACCCGCACAGCCA
Mus caroli (Ryukyu mouse) is the source of this 1664-nucleotide messenger RNA. RefSeq names its product refilin A (gene Rflna). Gene Ontology annotation, cellular component: actin filament bundle. The record is from RefSeq and is a predicted model, not a curated record. Gene Ontology annotation, biological process: negative regulation of bone mineralization involved in bone maturation; skeletal system morphogenesis; negative regulation of chondrocyte development. Gene Ontology annotation, molecular function: filamin binding. NCBI's taxonomy places the organism in Eukaryota, Metazoa, Chordata, Mammalia, Rodentia, Muridae.